Messenger RNA from Microstroma glucosiphilum, 1001 nucleotides. RefSeq lists its product as hypothetical. The record is from RefSeq and is a predicted model, not a curated record. Lineage: Eukaryota; Fungi; Basidiomycota; Exobasidiomycetes; Microstromatales; Microstromataceae. Bases 486 to 797 code for a protein of 103 amino acids. The transcript has 4 exons.
CCGCUAUUACAAUAUCCCUCUUCGUCGCCCUCCGCUUUUUACACCGCUCUGCUUGGCAGCAGCGUUGAAGAACUUUCACCAACAUGCAAAGCCCUUUGUGCCAUCCUCUAAGCAACUUUCUGAACGUGCACGUCGCGGCGCGGAAGCAGAGGGCCGCGGGCGGAAGGGCUCCUGGGAGGUCUCACGGCAGUGGCGUCGGGAAGAAUGCCUCGUGCUCGAAGGACUCCUGUUGUAUCGGUGCCGUAACGUCGUCAACAGCCGGCGGCACUGCUCCUCUUGGCCAAUGUCGGACCGAAAUCCCGAGCCGCGAGGUGCAAAAUCGCCAAUCUCUUGCCUGCCACCCUGAUGGAUAGGGGGAACCUAUUGACGUGUAUCGCUCUUCAAAGCAUGGCCUCUGCAGCUCCAUUCUUCUUCCUUUCUCAACCAUCACUUCAACUUUCCUCCACUCUGAGCUUACACUACCUCCUCAUCUUCAACUUGAUAUCAUGCGCUGGUCAACUCUCAAUGCAACCCUCUUGGCGGCGGCAGCGCUCUGCAUGUUGAGCGCGACGAAGACUCAUGCUCUUCACUGUGGCGUAAGGACCGGCGAUGGAACGUAUGCUAUUUGCCCGGAGGACUGUGACGUGGAUACGGACCAUCAGCCGGUUUGUAAAGAUGGAAUCGGAAAUUACCACCGAGGCUGGAAGGGUGAAGGUUGCUAUCUGAUCCGAGACCAGCCCGGCGAAGGCAACUCGAAGCAGGUGUGCCCCACCCACUGCUCACCUACGAACGGUCAUGCGGGCGCCGUCUGUGUUUGAGAGGCAUCAAAUCCAUUGCGACUGGACGCGGAUGGUGCAUCCUACGCUGAGAAUCUGUUUAUCUGGUCCGCUCUCGCAGGUUUGAAAAGGCCAUGCAAGACAGACAUGCCCCACGCUCUAUACUUUCAUUCAUUGCCAUCCUUGUGCCCAUGCCUUCUAUAGUAUCCUAUACUCCGCUAUCGACAACAUCACAUUUUUGCCACG